Molecule: messenger RNA, 639 nt
Organism: Dracunculus medinensis (Guinea worm)
Lineage: Eukaryota; Metazoa; Nematoda; Chromadorea; Rhabditida; Dracunculidae
Source: the annotation of a GenBank genome assembly
AUGGAUGAAGAGAAAAAUGAAAAAUUAUUAACCAAUUUUCCAGAGGGAUCGCCCGAAUUAAUUCGAAAAAAUCAAACUUUCAAAAGCUUUAGAGCUUUUGAAAAAGCUUUCUGUGCUUGGCAAGAAAAAAAUUUUUUUACUUAUCGAGUAUAUAGCUCAGAUUGUAAAAAAUUGAAAGAUGGAACGAAAGAUCCUGAAAUUUGUUAUAAUUAUGUCGUUUAUCAAUGUGUACAUUAUGGAGAACCACGAAAGAGAGGAAAUGGAAUACGAAAACAAGAAUAUUUAGCUAGCAAUUGCAAAGCGAGACUUCGUCUUAAUUAUGAUAGUCGAAAAAAACUUCUUGAAAUUUCGCGAUUAUCAUAUGAACAUAAUCACGUUUGUGAUAAGGAUUCUUAUCUGAAGGCGCUCAAUCGCAGACGUCAGCAAGCAACUAGUCAGCAUGUAACGAAGAAAAAAGCGCGUACACAAUCGAAUAUUAUUUGUCGUAAAGAUCAUGUUUUAUCGAAUUUGAAAACUCAAAAAGAAGAUUUAAAUUACAAUCGUGAAGAUGGUUCAUCGAUGGUUUCACCGAAUUCACCGAUGUGCCAACUCAAUGAGCCAACGAUGGAAAAAAUUUCAUCCGAAUUGCAUUAUCGUUAA